AUGGAAGUCCCUUUGGCAAGGCUACCAACUCGUCCAUACGAUUCGUCCGUCAUCCUCCACUUUGAUUAUGAUUGCUUCUACGCUUCCGUCUUCGAGGCCGAAAAUCCUGCUCUCAGAUCACUACCACUUGCCGUGCAACAGAAACAAAUCAUAGUCACGUGUAACUAUGAAGCAAGACGCAGGGGCCUACACAAGCUUCAACUCGUCACUGAUGCUAAAAGGACCUGUCCUGAUGUUAUCAUUGUGCUAGGAGAAGACCUGACCCGCUUCCGCAAUGCGUCUAAAACUCUGUACAACUUCCUCCGGUCCUUUUCGUGGAAUGGCAAAGUGGAGAGGCUGGGCUUCGACGAGGUGUUUCUGGACGUCACAGACUUGAUACGUUUCAAUGUCGAUCUCCUAAAUUCGCAGCAUCUACAAAACUCUUUCUUCUGCCUUGAUAGGUCGGACCCCACUGCGGGAUUCAACUUUGAUGCAACCAGUGUCACGGGACACACGCAUGGGAUUGAAAGCCGGGGGAUCUCAUCACCCAAUCCAAAUCACUACUCAAAUCCAGACGAGGCUCUCCGGUUGCGGCUUGUGCUGGGGUCUCACUUGGCGCAAUUCCUACGUCUACAACUGGAAGAGAGGCACAAUUACACCUCUACGGUAGGGAUAUCCACGUCCAAGCUUCUCGCCAAGCUAGUAGGAAAUCUGCACAAACCAAAAAGUCAGACUACUCUCAUCCCUCCAUACACUUCGGAAGGUAACGACGAAAAUUCGGUCACUUCCUUCAUCGAUGGCCAUGAGGUCGGCAAAAUACCAGGAAUCGGUUUCAAACUGGCCCAGAAAUUACGACAUCUCGUUCUUGGAAGGCCUGCUGAUCUCAACAAUGGGCUUGUCUACGGAGAUACAAAAGCACACGUAUCCGUAAAGGAUGUGCGGACUUACCCAAACAUGUGUCCUGAACUUCUGGAGAACCUUCUCAGCGGUCCUGGUGCUCCCAAGGGCAUUGGUAUCAAGGUUUGGAACCUCGUCAACGGCAUCGAUGAGUCUGACAUCAGUCAAGCAAGGGACGUUCCACGGCAGAUCUCAUUAGAGGAUAGUUACCUCCGCCUAGACACAUACUCACAGGUUUUGGAAGAGCUGAGAAUGCUCUCAGUAAGUCUAUUAGAUAGGAUGCAUAUCGAUCUCAUGGAAGAUGAGACUGGCAUUUAUCCGGAAAGCGAGUUAAUGGAGAUACCCGCGCCGAAAAGGUGGAUAGCUUUCCCCAAAAGCCUCCGCCUUACCACGCGACCGAGACCACCACAAAAUCCAGAUGGUUCUCGCAAUCGUAGCUUCGCACGUAUCUCACGUUCGCAGCCUCUUCCAAAUUUCGUCUUCAAUAACAACGAAAGGAGUGACGUGACUGCUGAGCGACUGGUUGCAGAGGCUUUGAUACCACUGUUUCGAAGACUUCAUCCAGAGAAAAGUGGGUGGAAUUUGAGUCUCAUCAAUAUAGCAGUCACUGAUAUUGUUGAAGCCGCUGGAAACACUAAAGACGCUGCUGGAAGAGAUAUCUCCAAGAUGUUCAAGCAACAAGAUACAGUUCUCCGCCAGUGGAGACUCAAAGACACAGAUGGGCCGGGAGACAAUAGGGAUUCGCCACAACCAUCACCAGGCAAUUACAGCAUGCGACACCCUACCGAAGUUGGAGCUUCUCCUGGUAGUCAUGGUUCGUUGACUAUUAAUGUGACUUCGCCACAGCGAAAAAUGUCGACUGCAACUACUGAUCAGCAAUCUGGCCUACGCGGCUCCGAAGACUGCAUUCUCCUGUCCUCUCAAAGCACCAUACAUGAUAGUAAUACUGACAUGCGUAAAAGCAUUGAAGACACAGGAUGGGUAUCAGACGAAGACACGAUAUCUAGUCUUGCAUGUCCUAUCUGCGGAGCGAUGAUGCCGGCCUUUGCAAUGCAAGCGCACGAACGAUAUCACGACAUGGGCGAUUGAUAUCGGCGCGGCGCAGCUGUGCGCGACAGCCAUGCAUACACGCAAGUCAUCACACUAAGACAUGUGACAGGAAGCAGCUUGAACAGAGCUGUGCGCUCUCCUAUAUCGUUUCAAUCAAUGUCCAGGAAAUCGUAACGACUGUUCAAAGAGAUACACGUGAGCAUUGUACAGUACUUGUCCAUCAGUUCCCGCGUCUAUGCCUUUUUACACCAAAAAUGACCUUACUUAUAUUAUAAGCCCUGCAUUUAAAAACAGCGGCUAAAACUUACUCUAAAAAUUAUAAAAAUUAUAAUUUAUAACUAAGGUGAUACUUCUACUUAGAAUUCUAAAAUAGAGUUUUGAGUGGGUAUAGAAGUAUUUUAAAAUCGGAUAAGAUUAAAAUAGUCGAUUUUUUCCAUAUAAAAUGCGAGAAAAUAGUAAGUUUUCACUAUCUCGAGUUUAUUACUAUCUAUAGAGAGC
Molecule: messenger RNA, 2424 nt
Organism: Pseudovirgaria hyperparasitica
Lineage: Eukaryota; Fungi; Ascomycota; Dothideomycetes; Acrospermales; Acrospermaceae
Product: DNA/RNA polymerase
Exons: 5
Coding region: 1-1965 (654 amino acids)
Biological process (GO): translesion synthesis
Molecular function (GO): damaged DNA binding; DNA-directed DNA polymerase activity
Source: RefSeq, a predicted model, not a curated record